CGGUGGAUUGUGGGAUCGGCUCCAGGCUGGUUAAACGAGCGCCGAGCUGCCGCCAACUCCAGGCGCGAUGAGCGGCGCGCCGAGACCCAGUAGCGGAGGCCCCCCUGCCGGCGGCUCGAUGCUGCCUGAGCUGCUCCGGCAAGUUUUAAGUGCAGUUUUUCUUUGCUUUUCAUCUUCUGUCAACUUUCGUUGCUCCAACGAGAACCGUCCCGGCUUCUCCUGUCAAACUUUGUAGCUGAAAGCCCUCACCUUUGGAACUAUUCCACUAAAUCUCUCCUGUGCCCUGCCUAGAGUCUUCACAGCUUUCUUAUUUGUGGUGACCAGAACUGGGCAUCAGACUUCAGCUGUGGCCUCACCAGUGCUUCGUACAGGUAUUAGUGCAGAUUAUUUUAAACCUCGAGAUAAUGGAUGUGAACACUAACUUCACCAAUGACCAUCUGACUCAGUAUGCAAUCCAGCUGAGUUUACAAGAAGCUAGUAAUCAGUCAGCUCAGUGUAAUGAAAGCACUUUACCACUCAGCCAAGAAAACAGACAGAUCGUGAAAGCAAUCAGGCAAGGAGAAAUAUUUGAACUACAACAGUUGACGAAACAUAAAUUUGCCUUGGAUGAAGCAGACGAGAAGGGGUGGUUUCCAUUGCAUGAAGCUGCUAUUCAGCCCAUUCAACAAGUGCUUGAGGUUGUAUUAGACUCAUCAUAUAAAACAAUCUGGCAACAAAAGACCGAAGAUGGAGAAACUCCACUUACUCUGGCUGCUGCAGCUGGGUUAUUGGGGAAUGUGCAGGCUCUUUUGGAGAAGCGAAUUUGUCCCAAUAUUACUAACAAUAAGGGAGAAACACCACUAUUGAUUGCUGUGAGGAGGAAUGCCUACAAGGUGGUAUCGGUGUUGCUACAACACGGGGCACUUAUUAACCGGCCUUGUGUCAGACGAUGGACAGCGAUGCACGAAGCAGCAAAGCAAGGACAUGACGAUAUGGUAGCAUUGUUGUUAAGGAACGAUGGGAACAUCAAUCAGAAGGAUGGGUAUGGAGUAACUCCUGUUGCCACAGCUGCUGCAUUUGGACACUGCAGUGUGCUGGAAUAUCUCAUUCACAAAGGAGGUGAUAUUCAUGCCCAAGCAGAUGAUGGUGCUUCGGUGCUCUUUGAAGCAGCCGAAGGUGGGAACCCAGAUUGUAUCACAGUGCUGCUGGAAUAUGGAGCCAAUCCCAAUGCACCAGACAAUGCAGGUCACCUUCCAAUUCACAGGGCAGCACAAGAGGGACAUUACUUGGCCUUGAAGCUUCUAAUUCCAGUCACUCGGAAGUCUGCAAUUAAGAGAAGUGGGAUAAAUCCAAUCCAUUUGGCUGCUGACAAUGGCAGUACCCAGUGCCUGGAAUUACUGAUUGAAAGUGGAUUUGACGUUAAUGCAGUUAUAAAUGAAGAGAUAGCUGCAACCUACGAUGAUAAGCGGAGGACAGCUCUGUUUAUUGCUGUGUCUAAUAACGAUAUUGCCUGCACUGAACUCCUGCUGAAAGGGGGUGCACUACAAAACCAAGACCCACUCUCCUGCCUCCUUGUAGCAGUGAGAGCAGGGAAUCACGAGCUGGUGCGAUUACUCCUACGUCACGGCGCCAACGUCAACAGCUACUUCACACUAAUUAAUGAUACUCACUUUCCUACUGCCAUUCAGUAUGCUGUAAAAGAUGAAAUGAUGCUGAGGCUCUUGCUCAAUAAUGGCUACAACGUACCAAUGUGCUUUGACUGCAUACACUCCGACAGCCUUGGAAGGUUUCUUGUCCAUCGGGUGAUUGAAUCAAAGUCCUAUAUCACCUCAUUCUGCGAGUUCAUCACCGUUCCAUGGAUGCGUCAUUUGGUCGGAAGGGUAGUGCGUGUGCUGAUAGAUUACGUGGAUUACGUUUCCUUCUGUGUGAAAUUAAAGCCUGUACUUGAGAAGCAAAAGGAAUGGCCCGAGAUCUGUCACAUCAUGGAAAACCCUCGUCAUUUGAAGCAUUUGUGCCGACUGAAAAUACGGAAAAAUAUGGGGCAAAGGCGGCUGCAAGACCCUACAUGUUUAGCAUUGCUUCCUCUCCCUCCAAUGCUUGUGGAUUACCUCUUGUAUAAGGAAUAUGAUCUAUAUGGAAGAGGUCUUGAUCCACUGCAUUAGUAAUGUGAACUAUAAUCAUUUUGUGCCAUAAUUGUAGUUACAGAGCAUUAUAAUUCAUAUUCUUAAAUUGGUCAUAAAACCAUUGAAUUAUCUACUGCAGUGAACCACCAUCUUGCUGAAUCAGCCAGUACAUUUAGUGCAACAAAUAACAAGUCUGCAGCUUUAAGCAUUGGAGCACUUCUUGCUAAUCUACUCUGCAAUUACAAUAUUUGCAAAUCACAAAAGAUAAAAAUACAGAGCUUUUCAAAUAGGAAACUGAACCAACCAGAAGGCUUUGUUUUAAAACAAUCUCCUGCAUGUCUAACAGAAUAAACCUGCAACAUUAUUCCUGCAUUACUAAACAUGACUUCUUUGCCGUACACAACCCCUUCAAUUUACCAAAAGGUUUGGAGCAUAUCUUCAUAUUUUAAUACAGUUUUCAAAGUCAGCUAUUUGUGUAGCAGCUCAAGUAAAGAAACUUUACUUCUUGGGUAUACUUAGUCUCACCACUUCAAUUGUAGUUUUCACCUCUUCUCUGCAGAAGGCAGUAUUAUUCCUGCUCCACUGCAGUUCUAUCACAGUUUGUAGUCCUCAAAUACCUGCUCCAUUUAUAGCUUUAAUAGUGAAUGCUGACACUUUUUCAAUAGGGUAAUGAUGAAACAUCAAUGUCAUAAGGGUCACCAUGAUAAAUUUGCAUUCAUAUUUGAUAGUGACCCUGUAGUAAAUUCAGGUCCUCUGCGUCAGUACAAUAAGGCCCUAAAUUGAGUAGCUGAUAAUGACGAACUAAUUGUUAAUAAAUUUCUCCAUGCUUGAAAGCUGUUCCCUAAGUUGAUGCAGAACAUAAAUGUUAACCCUUUAUAACAAUAAUUGAAUCUUAUCCAAUGGAUGAAUAAAUUUAAACAAGCAAGCCAAGUACUUAACCAGUGUGUACAUUUCGAUGCCAAUCUGAAACUAUAUCUUUUGGUGUAAUUAAUUUCUUCAUUCAACAGAUCCUCUAAUAGCAGGGCACUUAUAGUCCAAAUUAAAUCACUCCUCACUUUGCCAUUUGCAUUAUGCCUGAGAGACUAAUAGUUUACAGGAUUGUUGAUAGCUUUUUUUCAUUCCAGACUUUCACAUUGUUUGAUGGAAUGCUUAGAAAGUCAGGACCUGUUCAUUAAACCAUGCAGGUGUGUUUCUGGAUUUGAGUUGUAUUUCUUUAAAAAGAUGUUUUAUUUUAUUAAGUAAUAAGAAUUAGCAUAAAUUACAUUGCAAACUUUCUCUGUAUUUCGGGGUGAUUCACAUUAUUCUUUACUCUGUAUUCAAGAAGACUAGGGAGAAAAUCUGCUAAAAAUAUUUAUUUUAUGCUAAAUAUUUUUUCAUUUCUGAUUUUUUUCACUUCACUGUUUUUCUCUCCAAAUUGUUACCUCUAACAGCAGAUUAUCUGAUUUGUUUGGUUUAUCUAUGCUAUUUACCCCAAUUUCCAAUGCACAUUUCAAUCAGGUCUGUUUAAGCCAAAUGAGGCUUUCAACAGAAUGUAAUUAACAAAUAGAUUGCAAAUAAUUACUCUUAAAACAAAAAAAGACUUACUAAACCUUUCUAAGUAUGGCAGAAAAUAAACAACGAAAAAAUCUAAAAGCCUAGUCUUUUCCUCUGAACCUAGACAUUAACUUUGCUGUGCUUUCCAGGUAGAGAUUGAGUAAGUGUUGCCUUUACUGAACA
This is a messenger RNA of Pristis pectinata (smalltooth sawfish), 3818 nucleotides long. It is a transcript of the gene asb15a, whose product is annotated as ankyrin repeat and SOCS box containing 15a. Lineage: Eukaryota; Metazoa; Chordata; Chondrichthyes; Rhinopristiformes; Pristidae. The record is from RefSeq and is a predicted model, not a curated record. Gene Ontology annotation, molecular function: protein binding. Bases 405 to 2141 code for a protein of 578 amino acids. The transcript is spliced from 11 exons. Gene Ontology annotation, cellular component: cytoplasm. Gene Ontology annotation, biological process: intracellular signal transduction.